Podospora bellae-mahoneyi is the source of this 234-nucleotide messenger RNA. RefSeq lists its product as uncharacterized. The record is from RefSeq and is a predicted model, not a curated record. The coding region runs from base 1 to 234 and encodes 77 amino acids. The transcript has a single exon. NCBI's taxonomy places the organism in Eukaryota, Fungi, Ascomycota, Sordariomycetes, Sordariales, Podosporaceae.
AUGGGAUUAUUACUCUGCUGGGGAGACCGAGGUGUGGUAUCUGACAGAGGGGGAGAGAAGGAUGGCGGUGGAAGAGGAAGAGGGUGUCACCCGAAAAGAGGGGACAGCAAGAAAAUACAUCGUGGCUGUCGUGGGGCUUUGCAAGAAAGGUGUUGGGAUCGCGGGAGCGGUCGGGGUUGUGAUGCUGUGGAAUACGUUGCUCGCGCUGUUUCUCAAAUCACACCCGGGAAAUGA